GAAAGGCCUGAGUACAAGUGGAUCAUCUUUGACGGACCGGUUGAUGCCUUGUGGAUAGAGAGCAUGAACUCGGUCAUGGAUGAUAACAAGAUCCUGACUCUUAUCAACGGAGAACGCAUUUCAAUGCCUGAUCCGGUGUCGCUGCUCUUCGAGGUAGAGGACCUUGCUGUGGCGUCUCCGGCGACGGUCUCACGAGCCGGCAUGGUCUACAACGAUGUUCACGAACUCGGCUGGUGGCCCUACGUCAACUGCUGGAUAGCUGGAAAGACCGGUAAAGUGCUGAUCGAGACACUGAAGAUGCUGUUCAACAAGGAUCUCACCAAAAUCCUGGAGUUUGUGCAACGCAGCUGCAACAAACUGAUCCCUGUCAGCGAAAUCAGCCUCAUUAUUGGCCUGUGUCGCCUGUUUGACGGACUGUUUGGCGACGGAAGUGAGGUAAUGCUGCCAUAUUCAAUCAUACAGACAAGGGUAUGGAUUACUUAA
Molecule: messenger RNA, 483 nt
Organism: Dibothriocephalus latus
Lineage: Eukaryota; Metazoa; Platyhelminthes; Cestoda; Diphyllobothriidea; Diphyllobothriidae
Source: the annotation of a GenBank genome assembly